AUGGGUGACUAUCAGCCAGUAGCGCAGGAUGCCCUCAACGCCGCCCAGCUCGAACUCGGCGGAGCCACGAAUAAUGCAAUGCUGCGGCGUGCCUUCGACCCCACAGCUCACGACCUGGAGCCAACAUUCCGGUUAACGCGGUUCGCCGAUCUCAAGGGUCGCGGCUGCAAGGUGCCGCAGGAGGUGCUCAACAAGCUGGUCUCGUCGCUGCAGCAGGACUACCCGACACAGGACCAGGACGAGGGCGACCAGUUCGUCCACGCAGCGAUACCCCGGAUCGGAAUCGGUCUAGACUGUUCCGUGACUCCACUCCGGCACCGCGGCCUCUGCCUGGUGCAGACCACAGACUUCUUCUACCCCAUCGUGGACGACCCCUACAUCAUGGGCAAGAUUGCCUGCGCCAACGUGCUGAGCGACUUGUACGCGAUGGGGGUCGUGGACUGCGACAAUAUGUUGAUGCUGCUCGCGGUCAGCACAAAGAUGACUGAAAAGGAGCGCGACGUGGUUAUUCCUUUGAUCAUGAGAGGCUUCAAGGACUCAGCCUUGGAAGCGGGCACUUCUGUGACCGGAGGGCAGAGCGUCGUGAACCCAUGGUGCACUAUCGGUGGGGUGGCGUCCACUAUUUGCCAGCCAAACGAAUAUAUCGUCCCGGACAACGCGGUUGUAGGCGACGUCUUAGUAUUAACAAAACCCUUAGGCACUCAGGUCGCCGUCAACGCCUACCAGUGGCUCGAUCAACCUGAACGCUGGAAUCGUAUCAAAUUGGUCGUCUCCGAGGAGGACGUACGCAAAGCCUACCACCGCGCCAUGGACUCUAUGGCUCGCCUUAACCGAACUGCAGCUCGUCUUAUGCACAAGUACAACGCUCACGGCGCGACAGACGUCACGGGCUUCGGCCUGCUGGGCCACGCUCAGGUCCUAGCCUCGCACCAGAAGAAGGAAGUCUCCUUCGUUAUCCACAAUCUUCCCGUCAUAGCCAAGAUGGCCGCAGUGGCCAAGGCUUGCGGCAACAUGUUCCAACUGCUCCAAGGACAUUCCGCCGAGACGUCGGGCGGUCUGCUCAUCUGUUUGCCACGCGAACAAGCCGCCGCCUACUGCAAGGACAUCGAGCGACAGGAGGGCUACCAGGCCUGGAUCAUUGGCAUCGUGGAAAAGGGCAACCGGACGGCUCGGAUCAUCGACAAGCCUCGUGUCAUCGAGGUACCAGCGAGAGACUAGACACAAGAAUCCACACAAACUGUAAUUGUAAUUUUCCAUUUUUUACGAACCCUUACUAUAUUGUUAUAGUUUUAAUUCGAAUUCUGAGAAAUUCAACGGCUAACCGACACGAGUUGUUUCUGUCAAUGAGUAUCGGCCUGGGCACACCUGUUGGGUGUGCUGGGCCGUUCGCUUGUUCAUUUUAAGUAUUGUCCGCGUUCCGUUUUACCGAAUCUGGGGCGAUGUGAUAGCCCCGGGCCGUGUUUCCGAACGCCGCGCAAUAAUUAUGACUUCUUGCUAUUUUCUGUACUCAAUACCGGGAUGAGAGCGGGCACAGUAAUUGAGAGGAGUCUGUCUGUUCAUAAAUGAAAUAAGGAAGUAAUUCUACGGAGUUUAAGGUACGAUUGUAUUAAAAAUAAAGCUAACAUUAACAGAAAUUGCAAUAUUUUAA
Messenger RNA from Hermetia illucens (black soldier fly), 1648 nucleotides. It is a transcript of the gene Sps1, whose product is annotated as inactive selenide, water dikinase-like protein. NCBI's taxonomy places the organism in Eukaryota, Metazoa, Arthropoda, Insecta, Diptera, Stratiomyidae. Gene Ontology annotation, biological process: L-selenocysteine biosynthetic process. Gene Ontology annotation, cellular component: cytoplasm. The record is from RefSeq and is a predicted model, not a curated record. The transcript is spliced from 3 exons. Gene Ontology annotation, molecular function: ATP binding; selenide, water dikinase activity. The coding region runs from base 1 to 1218 and encodes 405 amino acids.